This is a messenger RNA of Pieris napi, 2409 nucleotides long. RefSeq names its product RE1-silencing transcription factor B-like. The record is from RefSeq and is a predicted model, not a curated record. Gene Ontology annotation, molecular function: DNA-binding transcription factor activity; RNA polymerase II cis-regulatory region sequence-specific DNA binding. Bases 304 to 1899 code for a protein of 531 amino acids. NCBI's taxonomy places the organism in Eukaryota, Metazoa, Arthropoda, Insecta, Lepidoptera, Pieridae. The transcript is spliced from 8 exons. Gene Ontology annotation, biological process: regulation of transcription by RNA polymerase II.
UCCUAACAGUCAAUUGUCAUAAGUCAAGAUAAAUGAAAAAGUGGCUUGUGUUAGUGUAAAAUAAAUUUAUUUUCAUGUUUGGAAGAAUGUAAAUAGUAUUGUAAUAUUCAAAAGUGUGAUAAUUACAACAAGAAAUCAUUUUUCUCAUUCAUAAAAUAUUUCUUACUGUUACCAUAUGGUAUAAACAACAUGGUAAAUUCUUUGUAUGUGUAUUAGAACCUCUUUAAAAGUUUGUUUACAAAUAUUUCGCGCGCCAAUACCGAACAGCUUCUAUACCGGGUAAUGUAAACCGCUUAAGUGAAAAUGACAGAAGAAUGCUGUGUUGAUGGCUGUUUUAAUGUUAAAGAACAACUGUACUACUUCAAGUUACCAGUAAGUCGAACUCUUCGUAAAAAGUGGGUAGAAGCAAUUAAUAGUUCAGCGAAGCUCACAGAUGACGCAAUGGUGUGCAGUCGCCAUUUUCAGGAGGAACAAUAUAUGUUUGUGAGAGGAAAGCGAAGGCUAAAGCCUAAAGUGGUACCGUGUUUAUUUGAGAAAGAAUCACAAGACCAAGAUGAAAAACAGAACACAGAUAGCGAAACCACAAAUGAAGUUAAAUCACAAGAAAUGGACAUAGACAAAAAUAAAGAAAGCACAGAUAAAGAUAGCAUAAACGUAGAUAAAGAAAACACAGAUACAGAUAUAAUAAAUACAGAGAAGGACAACACUGAUAAAGAUAAGAAAAACACAAAAGAAGACACAGAUGAUAAUGAUAGCAAUAACAAAGAAGACAAUACAGAUAAGCAAGCCAUGGAAAAAGACAAAGAAAGAAUAGACAAGAGUGAAGAGAAAUGUAGUAGUCCAGAGGGAAGUUGUACAAAGUCACCUAGAAGCGUUAAGAAUAUAGAUUUAGAAUUCUCACCGAACAAAGACAUUGAAGAUAUCUUAACUAAUUAUCAUAUUAAACAAACGCGGCCGUUAUCCGAGAUAUCAGAGAGGGAGACAAGAGGAGAAAUAGAGGAGGAUAGGAGAGAAGAGGAGAGUGAGCCGAAGUAUGUGGAGGUUUCUGUCGGUGGGAAGAGUCAAGACCAAACCAAUGAAGACUGCCUCAUGCUGCUGGAGAAUGUUCAAGUGGAGAUCGAUCCCAGCAUAUUCCCUCCUGACCACGACGCUGACUUUGACCGUGACCAGAAUAUAGAACAAGUCGACUUGGACCUAGAUUCCAGCUCGGAUUGUAUUGAUUUGGGAGAAAAAAAAGAUGACCCCAUCAGUCUCCUCUCAUCGAGUGAUGAAGACGAAGUAAUAAUACAAGAACCACACAUAGACACGAUAUCUGUCUCAGAUGCCACAGAUGAAGACGACAUUCCACUGCUAAAACUGGUGAAGAAGCACAAAAAGAAGAAAUGCGAGAAAACUGCAGCAAUUAACAAGAUUUUGGUGAACAAAUACAAGUGUGAAGUCUGCAGAUACUCAGCCCUGGACGCGGCGGAUUACUCCCUCCACAUGAGCAAACACACACACAUGAUACACAUGUGCGAAGUGUGCAACUAUCACACGUCCAGCUGGCUCCUGAUGCACAGGCACAAAGAGAAGCACACGAGAGAGAGCAAGAACACAAAGAGAAGAAACAGAGAGAAGAAGUACAAGUGUCCUCUGUGCUCCUACCGGGCGAAGCAUAACAUGAGUCUGGUGUACCACAUGGGGACCCAUGGCGCGAAGAACGACUUCGAGUGUGACAAGUGUGGGUUCUUUAGUAAUUUAAAAGAGAAUGUGGCGAAGCACAUGAAGAGUUGUAAGAGUGAGUUCUCUUGUGGUUAUUGCUCGUAUACAACGGGCAGCAAGAGUUGUUAUAGCAAGCAUUUGAAGCGGUUUCAUGAUGAAGCUAUUGAUAGAGACUUUGUCCCAUCGGCUUGGACUUAAAUGUGUAAAACGUCAGCUGUCAAAAGUGUUGUAUGUGUGACAGAUCUUUUAAAAGGCUAUUUGGUAGAAUUAAAUAAAGGUGUAUCGAGAUCUGUGUAAAUGGUUUGAUGGAUUAAAGUAAUCCAUAGAUAUUGAUUUUUGUAGUCACGUGACACAACGGUCACAGAUUAUAGUAAAAUCGACGGUGACGUAACAUGGUUGUAAAUAAUGUCUUCGCCUGUCUAAUACUACAUAUUAUGUAUUGGAGUUUAGUUUCUUCGGAAACUGUCUCGUCAUUCUUCAUUUUUAAUACAAUUCUCGGGAAGUUUUAAUGAUAUGUUUGAACAUUUUGGUUCCGUACACCAUUUGCAAGUUAAAUUUCCACUGACAUUACCGUUCAGAUACAAAUCGCUUAGUGAUAAAAAACUUGAAUUUUGUUUACGUGUUUACAAGCAAUGUACGUCACAGUUGCGACGCCAUCUUGCAGAGCGUGAUGGCGGGUUUUAUAGUCACUAUAAAUAUGAAAUGAUU